AUGCAUGGAUUCUUGAGCCUCGUCUCCCUCCUUCUCCUAGCAGUGGUCCUUCGCCAGGGUGAGGCCAGUGUGGGCUCCUACGAGUCGUACGGCGACUCAGCGGAUGACUCGGAUGAUCAACAUGACGUUGAUCACUCUGCAAAGGGUGAAGUGCAGGAGAGGGCAUCUGUGAGUGGAGGAGAUGAAGCGGGUCGCGAUGAUCUCAACGAUCGAGAGAUGACCGAGGAGACGCCUAUGUUAAAUCAGAAGCCGGGCAGUGAAGUGAGCAUACACUCUAUGGGGUCGAGGAGUAGAAGCGUUGCUGAUCUCGUUGGAGCAACAACAGGAGGAGAGGAAGGGCUACCCGCGAUUCGUCCCUUCACACCAAGUGCCAACGGGACAUGGCAUUCGCACUUCAUCCAGAGGACUGUGACCAUCAAAGAGAAGCCUCUAACUUUCAAGGAGUUGAAGAGUCUCGUCAAAACGGCGAGGCUACCUAGUAUGAGGACGUCGACCAAACCGACAAGCUACACCUUUAAUAGUUGGGCUCCCUUGGCGAUAGGGGGCGGCCUUAGCUAUUCGUUGGAAGUACCGAGUUCGCCGUAUACAAUGGAUGGGGAAGGAGCAGAGGAGGUAAGUAGAAUACAGAAGUUGUGCGGGCUCAAGAAGUUGAGGGACAGUCGAACACACUACAUAUCAGUAUGCAAGGUUAGGCUCAGUGGGAUGCCUCGGGCGUUCAUCGACUCUGAAAGUGGUCUUCCUACUAUAAGGAUGGAAGCCCGUAGCCUCAUACGUCCCCUGAGAACGGACAUCACUAUCGAGUUCGUGUACGAUCGCAGUGAAGAGGCCUAUGGGGCUUUCGUUGCCCAUGCUCUUAUGCUGGAGGAGGAAUAUAGGAACACUCGAAGUGUGGAGAAAAAGGGGAAGAAGUCGGUCGAAACGACCACACCUGCUGAUUCCCACGUACUGCAGUCCCGGGCUGAGGGGUACAAGGCUCUUACUGAUCCCUGGUGGUUUGAGGUUGGUCUCCUCACUUGA
Molecule: messenger RNA, 1017 nt
Organism: Perkinsus marinus ATCC 50983
Lineage: Eukaryota; Perkinsozoa; Perkinsida; Perkinsidae
Exons: 11
Coding region: 1-1017 (338 amino acids)
Source: RefSeq, a predicted model, not a curated record